Messenger RNA from Synchytrium microbalum, 1467 nucleotides. RefSeq lists its product as uncharacterized. NCBI's taxonomy places the organism in Eukaryota, Fungi, Chytridiomycota, Chytridiomycetes, Synchytriales, Synchytriaceae. The record is from RefSeq and is a predicted model, not a curated record. The transcript has 12 exons. Bases 1 to 1467 code for a protein of 488 amino acids.
AUGGAAUUGACUGAUAAAGGCAUUGAAGUCUGGCUAUGGGAUGUCAUAUAUAGCUCAUGGAGCUUCCGAGCUGAAUUCUUGAUGAGGAAACUUGGUAUUCCAGCUACAUUCCAUGUAAUGGGAGGUGUCAUGAAUGAUGCUGAGAUUGCAGCUGCAAAGGAAAAGAGUCCAUCAGGAUUGUUUCCAUUUGCAAUCUUUCAUCUCAAGGAUGGUGACUUACCGGUGUGGGACUCGUUGGCAAUCUAUGAAACACUAAAUGAACUGUAUCCUGGCAAGAUCUGGCCAACAUCUUUCAAAGAUCGGGCCAAUGCACGCGCUGUUUGUGCAGAGUUUCAUGGAGGCUUUGGAAACGUCAGAAGCAAUUUAUCAUGCAAUAUUCGUGCCCGCUACCCCGUCCAGAAAUGGGACGAACCGACCCUCACGGAACUAAACCGCCUCUACCACAUCUUCGAAACCGCACGAUCGUCAUCGUCAAAACAUCCAAACGAUCAAGGAUGGCUGUAUGGCACAUUCUCUGGAGCAGAUGCUUUCUACUUUCCAGUUGUAACACGGCUCCGUACCUAUCGUGUUGAAAUCGAUGCGGACAAGUAUCCGAGGGCUGCUGAAUAUGUAAAGUUUAUGUAUGAGGAUUCCUUGGUUAAGGACUUUGUCGAGAGAGCCAGAAAGGAUGGGUUUCGUAGGCUGAAGUAUGAUGCUAUAUACAACGGGAUGAACGUUCCAUCAGAAAUUGAAGCUGCGGAUAGUGUUUCCCAAAUUGGACGAAAACAUGGUCCUGAACAAAAUGUUGGUAAUGAAAGAAUAGUGACUAAUGAGCUUGUGGAAACGGAUCGCCAGCAACAACAACAACAACCGAUAAGCUAUUUCUCUUUCACUGUCGCCGAAGGUAUAAUGGGAACAAGUAUCCCAUUCAUACUCGUAGGAAUCUCAACCAUAUUCCUGGUCAACCCAAUGUUUGGUCUAGUCUUUGCUGGAACCGGUGUGGUUUUGCUCGUAGUUGGAGUUGGCAUCUUCCAUUUCAAGCUAGCAUUCAAUGCAGUCUUGUUUGUUGCCCGUCGCGUGUACCGCAUGGUCACCCGUACAAACACUCGUGUACCGGUAAACCGAGGCAGUGCUCAUGAUUUUAGCAGUGAAGUGUAUGAGAAGGCUUUGAGAAAAGAAGGGGCUGAAAAGGCGAAAGAAUGGGCUCAAUCGCAGCAACACGUGUCGUUCGAAGACAAUAUAGUCAGAGAGAACAUUCAUGAGAUAUCUCGUGCUGAAGAAGAAUCUAUGAAUAGAGCGCGAUUGCAUGAUACGCCUGAAGGGAGCCUCGUACACAGACCUUAUGAUACUACCAGUGAUCACACAUCUCCCAACUCUAUCCAAAAUCACCUUGAACCACAUACUCCAAUUCAACCUGCCGGUGGAAAUAUGGGCUCGAGACCUGGUUUUAACAGCGCUCGUUCUGUACCUGGUCAGAUUGGGUAUUAA